AUGACUCUAGGAAUAUAUGAAGAUGGUGAAGAAUUGUCUAAAGAUAUCUUUGACGGAGGUUGGACUAAUGUUUAAAUUUCAUUUUCUUAAUCAAACAGCACUUGGAUAUUUGGAAGAGAUCGUUACCACUAAUAUUCUAGAAAGUUGAGUCAAACUUACCCUCACCCUAAAUAAAUUUGCAUGUGGCAAAUUAACGCAUACGAUCCUAGUAUACCUAAACCAUAGGGUAGUUAACUUAGUGGUUGGACAGCUUCAAUGAAUAAUAAUUUAAAAGCGACAUUUACAGAUCAGAGUGUUGUAAGCUGGUAAAAUACAAAUACAGAGGAUAAUUAUUGUUACAAAUCUGAUUGUCCGAAAGGUUAAUUUUUCAAUGAAACUAGUAAAGUUUGCUAAAUUUGUCCAUCACCAUGUUCAUCUUGUGAUUAUCAGGGAAAAUGCUUAUAUUGUAAGGCUAGUUACAACUAUAUAAAUAACGGAAGUAAUUUAUGCCUGAGCAUCGUUGAUGGAUGUCCAGAAAAUACAACCACUAAUGAGGACGGACAACGAAUAUGUUAAGCAUGCCCAGAAGGUUGUAAGAAUGCUAGAAUUGUUCCACGAAUUGCAGUAGUUGCAGUAGUUAAAAUUGCUUAAAAUGUUAAAAUGGAACUUUUCUUGAUACCUAGUCAGGCACAUGUUAGCUAACUUGUCCGAGCGGAACUUAUCAAAAUUUAUCUUCUGGCAUUUGCUAAAAGUGCUAAUCGAAUUGUUACUAUCAAAAUACUGGCAAUAGAUAAUGCGAGAGGUGCAAGAAUAGCUGCUUAAUGUGCGUAAACAGUUAAACUGAUUGUAUAUAAUGCAGGCCAGGAAGUUUGUACUCAAAUAGGUAGUGUUAAGACUCAUGUAAAGACUAAGAAUAUGCAUCAGAAGUUGGUUCUUGUUACCCUUGUGAUCCAUCCUGCAAGAUUUGCUAGGAAAUGUCCAGUCUCUUACUACCCAAAUUCUUUGACAUUAACUUGCGAGCCUUGUAAAUACUAUUGUGAAGAUUGCAAUAAUGCAGAUGACUGUAACAUUUUACUUCCAUUCAAUGCUUAAACAAUCCCAUCAGAAUUCGAUCCUGAGGAAUUGACUUCAGAAUUAUGGUUUAAGGCUAAAGAUCUAACUAGUUUAAAUAUAUAAGUAUUGCUUGGACUUAAUCCAUAUAAAAUUAGAAAGAUUAGUAAAAAUUCCUUGAUUCAAUUACAGUACCAGAACACUUUGUAGUAUUGUAAUUCAGAUCCUGCCUUGACAAAUAAUGUAUGGUAUCAUAUUGCCUUCACUUUAAGUCAGAAAAAUUUAUCCAUGGCCUGCUAUUAAGAUGGAAAUUCUAUCCCAGUUGGAUUGAAUCCUACAAUAGUGGUUGUUUAAAAUUUAAUGAAACCAUAAGAAAUGAUUCUAGGAGGAUCUAAUGAUUUAUAACCUUAGGAAACGAACUUUGAUGGAUAUAUAAAAGAAUUUAGAUUGUGGAAAAUAGUUCGAAGCUCAUACUAAAUAAAACAUUUCAGAACUGUUUCAUUUACAAAAGCCCCUCCAGAAAUGAUAGCUUAUUGGAGACUAGAUAAUAAAAAUGAUGGUUCUACCUCAGUUUUUUCUGAAGCUACUUCAAGUGGAGUAACCAAUUAUGAUCCAAGACCUAUUCAUAAAAUUUAAGAUUUAGUCGAGUUGAGAGAAAUAUAUCUAAAGCUCUGUGCUGAAGGGUCUUAUUCAUAUUUCAAUGAUAUCUUAGGCUAUUAAUCUUGUUUGCCAUGUAAUAAAAUGUGCAAAAAUUGUAUAGGAAAAACAUCAUCUCAUUGCAUUGAGUGCAACUUACCAUAUAAACUUAUCAAGGAAGAAUUCAUUUGUAAAAUAGUUGAUUAUUGUCCCGAAGGAGAGUAUAUGGACAAAGUAUUAGGAUUGUGCUUUAAAUGCAAUAUUAAUUGCAAGGCUUGCUUUGGUGAUUAAAACAAUUGCUCAGCUUGUAAGUAUGGUGCUUUUAGAGAGUUUGAAGGUAAGAGCUGCGUUGACACUUGUCCAGCAGGGAUGUAUGGAAAUAUUAAAACUUAGCUAUGCUACUUUAAUCCAAGAGUUGACUAUAUUAUCCCAACUAAUGAAUCAAUUAUUUAUUCUGGAUCAUUUAUUGAUGUCAAGGGGAAUUUCACUAUGCUCAAUAAAGAGGCUAAUGGAUCAUAUUAAUAUGGCUGGAAAGUAAUUAGACUUUCAGAUAAUUUAGAUAUCACUGCAGAUGCUGUAAAGCCAUAUUUUGAAACAGACAUUAGGAAAAUGCAUCUUGAUAACAAUAUAGUUCAAGAUUAUAACUACUACUCGAUCACACUGUUUGUCAAAGGUUUUCCUGAAAUUUACAAUGGUCUUUACUCAGAAAUGGUCAAUAUAAUUUAUAUUGGAUCUGCUCCUAGAAAUGGAAAAUGCUAAGUAUAUCCUGCUUAAGGAAUCGCAACUGUAACUAAAUUUAAAAUUCAAUAAUCAGGAUGGGUAGAUAAAGAAAUUAUCACAAGAUAUGAUUUCCUAUAUUCAUUAGACGGCGGCAUUAAAUAUUUUCCAAUAUAAUCAGAUGAUAGACUCUCUCAGGAGAUAUCUUAUUUAUUUCAAUCUAUCUACGAUAAGUUCAUUUAAGUAAGAAUUAUGUGCAAAGCAACAAACUUGAAAGGCUUCACUAGUAAAAUAUCUACAAUUAUAGUACUUGAGAAAAAAUCAAAUGCUGAUGCAUCUAAAGACCUUAAUAACUUGAAACCUUCAUUAGUAGAAAGUGAAGUGGACAUACUUCAAAUGAUUAUACAGCUUAAACUUAUUACAAAGUAGCUUGGUAAUGUUAAAUUUUAAGAUCCUUAGGCUUUUGAUCCUAGAUUACUUUCUUAAAAUUGUAAUAAUAAACUAUGUAGCUACAAUGGAAAAUGUGUGUAUCUUGAUUACUAAAAGAAAUAUUAUUGCAAUUGUACAUAACUAUUUGCUGGUUUGAAUUGCUCUUAUUCUAAUGAAACUUAGCUUAGCUAGAUUAAAAGCUUUAUUUCUUAAUUGAGUUUGAAAUACUUGAUAAUUUCAGAUAAAGAAUACGAAGAUGUCUUUUUAAAUCUAGUCACAGACUACUUUGAAAUUAUGAAUGAUGUUACUUAUGGUAUUAUAAUUUAGACAAUUGGAAAUAAAUUGAAUUUAAAUGGCUAUUUCCCGUUGACUGAUAAUGAAGUCUCUUAUUACUUGAACUUGCUUUCUAAUCUGAUAGAAUAUAUUGAAUAAUAAACAGUUUAUUUGAAUGCAACUGGAUAAUUGCUUAAAGAUUAAAUAAUGAUUCAAAACUUAUAGGAUAAUUAUUAAUCAGCUCUUGAUUUAUUUGAAUAUUUGAGAUAGAAUACCCUUAAUCAGAUUGGUAUGUUAGAUCCUAAAAAACAAUUCUAGUCGAGAAUGAUAAGCUACAAAUAAAUAUUAAUAAGCCAAGACACUUUACAAUCAUUUUCUGCAACAUAGGACCUCAAAAAAAGUAUAACAACUUUCAUUAAGAUAUCAGAAAUAAACUUUGAAAAUUAAAGUUUGCCUCUCGAAGUUGAUUUUGUCUUUGAAGCUGUAGAAUUCGCAGUAAAUCCCUAUCAAGUCAUUAACACCAACAAUAUAUCCAAUAAUGUAUUUGAAAUCAACUUCUAUAAUGCAUCUGACAAAGCUAAAGCAGAAAUUAAGGAUCUAAAACAUGGUUUCGACUUCUAUUUCCCCUUUCAAGAUAACCAAAAUCUUUCAGAUUUCAUCAGUUAUUAUAACUCAUUAAGUCCCUACAAGUCUAAACAGAAAGAAUUAAGAGUCAAACUCUUAUAAAGUAGCAAGCUUGGUUGUCUAUACUGGAAUGGCAAUUAAUGGAGCAAUUAAGGUUGUCAAUUAUAAGAUGUAGACAGAACUCAUAUAAAAUGCAAAUGCAAUCAUCUGUCAAGCUUUUCAACCACAUUUAUGACGCCAAAACAAAGUAGCAUUUCUAAUGAAAUAUUUACCAAUAAGUAUUCAAAAGCAAAUUCAGAUGACGAUGAUAAUAUUAAGGUAGAAGAGCUUAUAGUGACUUUUGACAAAUAUUUCAAGAAUCUAGAGGAGCUAUUACAGCAUAAAACUCCAAGUCUAAUAGAUUUUCUAUUUAAACCUGGUAUGUACAUUGUGAUAGUAUUUUGGUUUAUGUACAUUUCCUCCCUUUUCUACUAUACAGGGAAGGACAAAAUCAAGAGAGCCAAGAUGACUAAAUCUUUGAUCAGAGAUGAUCUUGCAGAGAUUAAAGACGAUCAAAUAUAGUGCCUUGAUGAAAUGAUAAAAGAGUUAUUGGCUAGAGAUCUGAAUCAAAAUUAGUUUUCUGAUGAAUAACAUUUCGAAACUUUAUCAUAACAUACAAGAUAAAACAGUUAAGAAGAAAAAUUAAGACUAAACAUUAAAAGAAUGAGUUUGAUAGGUCAUACGAAAUCAUUUUUGUCGUCCUCUUUAAAUGUUACUCUGGAUAAUCUUCAUAUCCCGACAUUAAAUAAUGGAAUAGCAGGUAAUUCACAAAUUUAUAGUGCCAAAAAUUAUUAACAACUUGAUUAAUAUGCGAAGAAAGUUAUCAAAAGAAGAGCCAGAAAAAGGGUUUUUGGCAGAGUUGGAGAUGUUAAUGAUAGAGCUCUAAGAAUAUACAAGUAAAUAUUCAAAAGAAAAUAGUACACUCCAGAAAAUAAAAUGAAAUUCUUCCAUGAAGCUUUGAGGAACAAUCUAUGGUUUAGCUUAAUGUCAAAAACAAGCAAAAUUGCCCCAAGACACAUUAGAUUAACUUUGAUGUAUCUGUAUAUAUCAAUUCACCUUACUAUUACUUCUGUGGUGUAUAUUUUUGGAUAUUAACAGAUCGUUGCGGAUUUUAUAGGUGAUUCAACAUUCUCAACGAUAGCAAUAGCAAUAUUGCCUCUUAUUGGCGCUUGGAUUAUUUGUUUACCAGUAGCUCUGAUAUUUAGAAUGCCAAUGGCUUUUAGGAGAGAAUUAGAGGGAAUAAGGUCGAAAAAGAUAAAUAAAGUAUUUAAGGAAAUUGACAAGCAAAUGGGAUGUAGAUAUGCUCUUGGAUAUUUUAUUUGUUAUACGUUUUAUGUUAUAAUGUCGAUUAUUGUUUUAUUCUUUAACUAUAUCUAUCCAACUGACUAUUGUAUGGGAUGGAUGAUGAUAUUAGUAGCUUUAUUCUUUCUUGAUAUGAUAGUUUUUACUUUGGGUUUUGCAGGAUUUUAGCUUUUGAAUAUUAUAUUGUCCCUUAAAUGUAGAUUUUUCUAUCAUGUUUGGGCAUUAUUUGAGAUAAUAAGAUAUUACAAGAAUUUGAGAGGGUGA
Stylonychia lemnae is the source of this 5313-nucleotide messenger RNA. The record is from the annotation of a GenBank genome assembly. NCBI's taxonomy places the organism in Eukaryota, Ciliophora, Spirotrichea, Sporadotrichida, Oxytrichidae.